Messenger RNA from Trichoplax adhaerens, 1100 nucleotides. RefSeq lists its product as hypothetical. Lineage: Eukaryota; Metazoa; Placozoa; Uniplacotomia; Trichoplacea; Trichoplacidae. Gene Ontology annotation, molecular function: serine-type endopeptidase activity. The record is from RefSeq and is a predicted model, not a curated record. The transcript is spliced from 6 exons. Gene Ontology annotation, biological process: proteolysis. The coding region runs from base 46 to 834 and encodes 262 amino acids.
UUUUAUCACUUCUUGGUUAGGACUGAUAACUAUUCAUCUGCUAUCAUGAAGAUCUUGGUUGUUAUUGCUCUUUUCGCUUGCGCUACCGCAUUCAGGCUUCCACCUGCGUACAAACAAGUACCACAGGAACCUAGGUUCGAAAAUGAUGAAGAUGACAAGAUCGUCGGUGGAUACGAAGCUAAAAAGCAUGAAUUCCCAUUCAUUAUUUCCCUACAAAGAUAUGGUUCUCACUUCUGUGGUGGUAGUAUCGUUUCAAGCACCAAAGUCUUAACUGCUGCUCAUUGUACUAGAGCUGUUUCCUACUGGCAAAUUACAGCUAACGCUGGUAGACAUAACGUCCGCACCAGUGAAAGCACCGGUCAAAGCAAAUCUGCUUCUAGCAUGUCCGAACAUUGGGGCUACAACUCCAACACUUAUCGAUAUGAUGUAGCAGUCGUAAGAUUGUCAUCUGCUUUUAAAUUCAACAGCUACGUUAAAACCGUAACUUUAUCUUCCUCAAACCCAAGCAGUGGCACUAGAGUUACUGUUGCCGGCUGGGGUACUCUUAGCUCAGGUGGCUCUUCUCCUAGCAAGCUCCAAAAAGUAGAUGUCUAUGUUGACAGUUAUAGCAGCUGCAACAGUGACUACAGUGGUAUAAUUGAUGAUUACACUAUGCUUUGCGCUAGUUCAGGCGGUAAAGAUUCUUGCCAAGGAGACAGCGGCGGCCCAUUGGUUCGCGCUGGUACUAGCACUCAAGUUGGUGUUGUCAGCUGGGGCUAUGGAUGUGCUGAUAGCCGAUACCCCGGUGUUUACGCCAAAGUCGCUGCAACAAGAAGCUGGAUCAAUUCUCAGUAACUUAGUUGCUAAAACGUCUAAAAAAUUGGUUAAAAGGAAUGGAACAAACUCAUAUAUAUCCUAAAUGAUAUUACUUUACUUGAUAGUAUACGUAGUUUAGAACAAGUGAGUCUAUUUUGUUAGCAAUAUUCAUGACUUAGCUCUUCCAUUGAUGCAACUACUUCUUGUAUUCUUGAUGUUAAAUCGUUAACAAAUCGGUGUACUGAAUGCAGUUGAAUUAAGGAAUAAAAUCAAAGUUUUAUUAUCAUCAUCAAGGAUUUCAAUUA